Onychomys torridus (southern grasshopper mouse) is the source of this 1973-nucleotide messenger RNA. It is a transcript of the gene Ccn5, whose product is annotated as cellular communication network factor 5. The coding region runs from base 603 to 1355 and encodes 250 amino acids. The record is from RefSeq and is a predicted model, not a curated record. Gene Ontology annotation, cellular component: extracellular region; extracellular matrix. The transcript has 7 exons. Gene Ontology annotation, biological process: cell adhesion; signal transduction. Gene Ontology annotation, molecular function: integrin binding; heparin binding. NCBI's taxonomy places the organism in Eukaryota, Metazoa, Chordata, Mammalia, Rodentia, Cricetidae.
CAAUAGAAGAGACAAGCCAGCUACAAUGAAGAAGACAGGCAGAGCCCCAGACACAGGAACUCUGGGAAGGAGCAGAACUCUGAUACACUGAGGGGCUACCAGCUGGUUUCCAAAGGAGCUGUGUCCUUCUGCAACCCGACCCUAGUGCAGGAGAGCUCAGCUUCACCAUCCCUUCACCACCUCCUGUGACUGCCUGCCUUGGCUGUAGCCAUCUACAAGGGUCGGAUUAAAAGAAGGGGGAAAAAGACCAACUGAUUGAAAACAGAUUCCUGGGGAGGAAGUAUUCCAGGCUGGCGUGAGACAACUGCCUGCCUGCACCCUCUGGCCCCAUCCCACCCAUUCCCCAGCCCUGACGCAAGGCUGGCUGGAGCAAGGCUUUCUUCCUGGCUCCGUUUUCAAGCCAAGGGCCCUGCUGGCAGGAGAUGAAGCUUCUGCCAUCCUUGCCUGCCUGGGUGCCGAGCCUGCACCAAACUUCAAACACGGACAGUCAGACUACAGGCCCUUGACCAUGCUAACUGCUCCCAUUGACCUUGACUUCUCACCCUAGAGGGAUUGUUCCUGUUUCUCAGGUUUGAAGCUGGCUCCACAAGGGACACGGUGACAUGAGGGGCACCCCACUGACCCAUCUUCUGACCAUCUCCUUCCUCUGCCUACUCUCGAUGGUGUGUGCCCAGCUAUGUCCGACAUCGUGUACCUGUCCCUGGACACCACCCCAGUGCCCACUGGGGGUGCCCCUGGUGCUGGAUGGCUGUGGCUGCUGUCAAGUGUGUGCACGGCGGCUGGGGGAGUCCUGUGACCAGCUACAUGUCUGUGAUCCCAGCCAGGGCCUAGUUUGUCAGCCUGGGGCAGGCCCUGGUGGCCGUGAAACCAUGUGCCUCUUGGAAGAGGAGGACGGAAGCUGUGAGGUGAAUGGCCACAGGUACCUGGAUGGGGAGACCUUUCAGCCCAAUUGCAGGGUCCUCUGCCGCUGUGACGAUGGUGGCUUCACCUGCCUGCCACUGUGCAGUGAGGAUGUGCGGCUGCCCAGCUGGGACUGUCCACACCCCAGGAGAGUAGAGGUGCCUGGUAGGUGCUGUCCUGAGUGGGUGUGUGACCAGAGAGUGAUGCCAAGGAUCCAGCGUUACACGGCACAAGGACACCAACUUUCCGCCCUUGUCACUCCAGCAUCCGCUGAUGUGCCCUGUCCAAAUUGGAGCACAGCCUGGGGCCCCUGCUCAACCACCUGUGGGCUGGGCAUAGCCACCCGAGUAUCCAACCAGAAUCAGUUCUGCCAACUGGAGAUCCAGCGCCGCCUGUGUCUGCCCAGACCCUGCCUGGCAGGCAGGGGUCGAAGCUCAUGGAACAGUGCCUUCUAGAACCAACUGGGGAUGGAGAUGAAGAGGCUGCCACUCUCAGCAGGGGCCCCUAGGACCAGGCCCUGGACUGAUGGUCAGGGCACUGAGGGAUGCCUGCUGUCUCUGAAGUAGGGGUAGCAUAUGACCAGCUCCGUUUCUCUAAUUCAGCCUGGGAUUCUGACCAGGCAUCUGGGUCCUCCUGGCUAGUUCCUUAUCAAAAAUGCACAUGGGACAGCUUUCUCUCCAAACUUCCCUCUACGAAAAGGACCAUUGAAAGAACUUUUAAAGCUAAGCUGUGCUGGACAAGCCUAGCCAUCACGCUUGGGACAAUGGGGUGAGGGGUUACCAGGCAGCAGAUGGCCUGAAACUCCCAAUUCCCUUCUUGGACUUCUGUGCACUCAUCCCCAAAGUCAAGAUUAUGGGUGGACUCGUGAGUCUGGCUUCCCUAGUCUGAGAAUACCCUGCCUGCCCAGGAAGAAAUCAGUGGAGAAUUCUCUGUGAACAUGAAGAGAUGAAAUCAUGCUGUCCCAAGGAGCAUCAGCAAGGUCCAUGGACUUCACUUUGUAUUUGUAAAAACAUGCAUUUCUUAAGCACUUGAAAAGGAGGAGGUUCACAGCUCCACACUUCUGGUGUCCUGUG